Molecule: messenger RNA, 768 nt
Organism: Lotus japonicus
Lineage: Eukaryota; Viridiplantae; Streptophyta; Magnoliopsida; Fabales; Fabaceae
Product: protein RESPONSE TO LOW SULFUR 2-like
Exons: 1
Coding region: 81-419 (112 amino acids)
Biological process (GO): cellular oxidant detoxification
Source: RefSeq, a predicted model, not a curated record
GUUUCAUCAAAAACUUACUCAAUCACUUCUCUUCCUACAAAAUCACGCUUCCGCAGCCGUUGUUACUUGUUACUUCCACAAUGCUGGCGGUGUUCGGAAUGCGCGACAACGGCGAGAGAAUGAAGAGGAGGCCGGAGGGCGGCGACACGACGUCGUUGCAGCUGAAGAAGAGGAACCAGGAGCUGGAAGAUGAGCUGAGGGAGAGCAAUGAGAGGGAGGAGAAGAUGAGGAGCCAGCUGCAGGGGGCGCGUGAGAGGCUUCGAGUGGCGGAGGACGCGGAGGAGCGGCUCUGCUGCCAGCUAGGGGAGCUGGAAGCAGAGGUGGUUCUCCAUGCGCGUGAGUACCAUGCUCGUGUUGUCUCCCUCAUGGAUGAGCUCUCCCGAGCACACAGUCUCCUCAACUCAGUUUCACUUCCUUAGUCAUCAUGAAUGAAUCGAUCAUCAUUUACUUUUUAUUUCUUCUUCUUAUUUUCUCCCUUGGUUUUUUUUAGAAGCAUGAAAUUUCUGUGUGUUUUGCAUUUGUACAUGCCUAGUGUUUUAAUUAGGUGUACAAUGCAAUGAUUUGAAGGUUAAUGUUAGGUUCAAGUUCAAAGUUAAUCCUUAAUUAGAGUGAGAAGAGAGAAAUGUGAGGUAGGAUGAUCAAGAAGAGAUUGAUAAGAAAAAAGUAGAUAAAAGAAUAAGUGAGUGUGAAUGCAUGAGAGUUGCUCUUGUAACAUCUUAUUUCUAUUUUUUUUAUCUCUCUAUAAUUUCUAUCACAUAAUUUUUCAUA